CAAAUACUGAUAAACGUAUCACCGUGGUGUGAUUGUCCGGGCACUCAGUAUGACCCACGUCGUCGUCUGUUAACGUCAGUUUUUCAUUUUCCGAUUCAUUUCGUUGCACCGGUUACGUAGCCUUGAUCAUUUUUGUUUAUUACUGUUCGACUCGACGAACCUUGCUUACGUGGAUGAUAAUGUAAAUUAAUACCAGACAAAGUGAACAGCGCUUGAAUAUCUAGAGGUCUCGCCGUCACUGGUUUGUCUCCAAACGUUCUAAUAAACGAACGCAAUGUCCGGAAUUACGCCGACUAGCGGCAACGAGACAAAAAUUUGUUUUCUAGUCUCUGAAAGCAAUCCGGAAUUAAAGUUCAUACUGCUGGACAAGGUGCCUUUUGUUUUGGGUAGAACAAAAUUGACUGGAAUCACUGAUCUGAAAUUGUCGAAAAGCCAAGUAAAAUUUGAAGCAGACUAUUCUAAAAACCGAGUGUUAGUUGAACAAUUGGGUUCCAAUCAGUCUGCCGUCAAUAAUGAAUCUAUGAUCAAAGGAGAAAAACGACUUUUGUAUCAUGGUGAUAAAGUUUCAUUACUGUUCAACAGUAAUUAUAUAUUUAAUCUAAAUUUUGUACCAAAUGCUAUGUUCAAAAGCUAUGGUUUAGAAUCUAAUAAAAGACUGACUAAUUCUCCGGAUCAAUACAUUGUAGCAAAAAAAUUUCGGUCUAAUAUUGCAGCGAAGUGGGAAACUAAAGAUGGUACUUUAUUGGUGUAUAAUAGUUCAAAUCUUGUUCAUAAAAACAAGAUAGCUGCUUUUGACAUGGAUGGAACAAUUAUUGUUACUCAGUCUGGUAAAGUUUUCCCAGUUGAUUACAAAGAUUGGAAAAUUAGUUGCCCUGAAGUUACUAAAACUCUUAGGAUGUUGUCAAAUGACGGUUACAAAAUUGUAAUAUUCACUAAUCAAGGAGGUAUUGGAAGUAAAAAAGUAAACGAAAAUUCAUUUAAAGAGAAAGUUGAAAAUAUCAUUAAUGUGAUUAAAAUCCCUAUUCAAGUAUUUGUGGCUACACAAGGUGAUAUAUAUAGAAAACCUGCUCCUGGAAUGUGGAAUACCUUUGUCUCGGAUUACAAUGGAGAUUUGUCGGUCGAUAUGAAUUCAAGUUUCUUUUGUGGUGAUGCGGCAGGCCGACCUGAUCGUAUUGAUAGUAAUAGUCAACAAAUUAAAAAAGAUCACUCCUGUUGUGACCGCUUAUUUGCUAUUAAUGUUGGUCUUAAAUUUUAUACUCCUGAAGAAUAUUUCUGGAAAAUACCUACAGAAGAAUUUAAAUUACCAUCAUUUAAUCCAAUUGAUGUAUUAUCCAACAUCAAAUACACUGAUUCAAAUUCAAAAUUGUUAUCUUCGUGUAAAGAAAUGAUUAUAAUGGUUGGUUCACCUGGUUCAGGAAAAAGUUAUUUUGCAUCAAAUGUAUUAGGAUGUCAUGACAUAAAAAUAUUUAGCAGAGACAAAUUAGGUUCAUGGCAAAAGUGUGUUAGCGAAGUUAAAAAAUUUUUGAGUCAUUUUUCUUGUUGUGUUGUUAUUGAUAAUACUAAUCCUGAUAAAGAAUCGAGAAAACGUUUUAUAGAUAUAGCAAAGAGUUUUAACAUCCCUUGUAGAAUAUUUCAAAUGAAUGUCUCUAAAAAACACGCAAUACACAAUAAUAAAUUUCGAGAAAUAACUGACAAAAAACAUCAAAGAAUAUCAAGUAUCGUAAUAAAUGUAUACUUUUCUAAAUUUGAAGAGCCCUCUAUGGAAGAAGGUGUUGAUGAAAUAGUUAAAAUAAAUUUUGUUCCGCAUUUUAAGGAUCCAAAACAAGAAGAAUUAUAUAAAAUGUAUUUACUGUGAUAAAAGUGAAUUUAAACUAUGAAAACUU
This is a messenger RNA of Sipha flava (yellow sugarcane aphid), 1883 nucleotides long. RefSeq lists its product as uncharacterized. The record is from RefSeq and is a predicted model, not a curated record. NCBI's taxonomy places the organism in Eukaryota, Metazoa, Arthropoda, Insecta, Hemiptera, Aphididae. Gene Ontology annotation, biological process: DNA repair. The coding region runs from base 275 to 1855 and encodes 526 amino acids. Gene Ontology annotation, molecular function: ATP-dependent polydeoxyribonucleotide 5'-hydroxyl-kinase activity; double-stranded DNA binding; protein binding. The transcript has 7 exons.